This is a messenger RNA of Prorocentrum cordatum, 858 nucleotides long. NCBI's taxonomy places the organism in Eukaryota, Dinophyceae, Prorocentrales, Prorocentraceae. The record is from the annotation of a GenBank genome assembly.
AUGCGAAGGGCCGCUGACCUGAAUCCUGAUGGCCCUUACCUGGUCAUGUCCAUGGACGUGUGGACCGAAGCCCUGAACUUCCAGUUCGUGCAAUGCGCGCUGAGGGGCUGGCCCGGCACCGACUCGCUCACCCCCGGCGAGUGGACGAUCCGCGUGGUGCUCAAGAACGGGGAGCACGGGGACUUCUGCGAAGGCGCGGAGGCGGCGCACGCGCGCUGCAGCCUGCGGACGUCCUGGGGCACGGACCCCGAGAACGUGGUGUGGCGGAGCACGAUGCGCGAGGUCAACACGCUGAUCCAGCUGUGCCGCAAGAGGUACUGGUGCGAGGUCAGGAAGCUCGACAUCGAGCCCCAGGAGGGCAGGGAGGUGCCCCAGGUGUGGCUGUGGAAGACGACCGGGGAGCGCGGGGCGGGCGAGGAGGAGAGCGACGAGGAGGGCGGCGAAGGUGAGGCGGGCGCCGAGGAGGGCGGCGGCGCCGAGGGCGGCGGCGGCGCCGAGGAGGGCGGCGACGCCGAGGAGGGCGAUGGCGAGGGGGGCGGCGGCGCCGAGGAGGGCGGCGGCGCCGCGGAGGGCGGCGGCGCCGAGGAGCCCGGCGGCGAGGCCGCGCCGCCGCCCGGCGAGGAGGGCGAGCCGGAGCCUGACGCGGUGCCCGCGCCGGUGGAGGAGUUCCCGGAUGAGGCCGUGCCAGCUGACGUGGCGCCCGCGCCGGCGGAGCCAGCCGCCGGCGAGGACACGAUCAUCCCGCUGUCGAUCACGGCCCCGGAAACCGACGAGAGCGACGCUGGAGGAGGCCUCUGGGCGACAAACCCACCUGGCCCGUGGAUUGAUCCGGCAGCGGCCGCGCCCGCCACGGCUUAG